Molecule: messenger RNA, 3552 nt
Organism: Hyalella azteca
Lineage: Eukaryota; Metazoa; Arthropoda; Malacostraca; Amphipoda; Hyalellidae
Product: zwei Ig domain protein zig-8-like
Exons: 6
Coding region: 1-1128 (375 amino acids)
Biological process (GO): synapse organization
Cellular component (GO): neuron projection membrane
Source: RefSeq, a predicted model, not a curated record
AUGGCAUGCAUCAACACCCCCACAUCGGCCCGAGCUCAUCCAGGCGACCGAGGUUCCCGGGCGCACGGCGAUGACCGCAAGUUGCUGGUGUCACCCAACGCCCUAGACGCGCUCGGUCUCAACAACAGCGUGACCGCCGUCAAGCCUGGAGACUCUGCCAAGCUCGCCUGCCCUGUACCCGCCGAGCUCUUCGGCACGCGCGUGUCGUGGAUCAGACGUCGGGACCUGGAGCUGCUGGCUGUAGGAGAAAGCAUGUACAGCAACGACCCUCGCUUCUUUGUGUCGCAUUCCCGGCAUUCUCAUUACCAGGGCGCCCGUCAUUCCCAGGUGUGGUUCCUUAAUGUGCUGAACGUGACCCACUCUGACGAGGGCGAGUAUGAAUGUCAGAUCUCGACCUACCCUCACACCUCCACCCUCGUCCAUCUCACGGUUGCCGAACCAUUCAGUGAAAUUCUUGGGCCUCCGGAGCGCGUUGUGGCAUCAGGCAGCAGCCUUCGUCUGGUGUGCUCCAUGAGGAACGCAACGUCGCCUCCAAGCUUCGUCUUCUGGUACCAGGGACGUCGGAUGGUCAAUUAUGACACCGAGAGAAACGUCAAGGUCGUGUCUGGCAAGGACUACAGCGUGCUGACCGUGAGCUCCGUGACAGAUGAUCACGGCGGCAACUACACCUGUGAGCCUAGCAACGCCUCGCCCUCGUCUGUACACGUGCACGUCGUUGAAGGCAGCAACGCUGGCCCUUCGUCAGGCAGUCGCAAGACUCCGGUGCGGCAACUCGGGGUGAAGAGUGCUAGCUCGGCCGGCCCACGGACUCUCACCCUUCAGGGAGGGGGCGCUAGGGGCUCCGUGCUUUAUCUCGCUGCCUGGUCAAUCGCCGUGUGGUUCACUGCAAACUUGUACACAAUGACAGCCUUUUGCAGUCCGCAAAAGUGCGCUUCGAGCGUCCGCAAGUCCCAGUAUGGCGGAGGUCAUCUACCAGAGAGUCCUACGGUUCAAAGCUCUCGCCAAAUUAAGGGGAAUAACAGCAGAAGAUUUGCCUUGAAUUUCCUAAAUUGCAGGGACUUCGCUGUUCACGAUAAUGCCUCUGUAUUUAUUCCUAAUGUUCAUGUUAUAGGAGAAGUUUUGUGCUGAACAUCUGUAUAUGUUCGACUUGUAAAUUGUUUAGUAAACAACAAGUACGGUGGGUAUCAACUGGGAGUAUUUUAUUUUCUCGACAAGAAUGUGCAAAAUCAUUCCUACAACUUUUUUGAACUUUGAUUUCAAUUUACGAAAGAUAUAGCAAAAAACACAACUGUAUGAAGCCGUCACAAGUGUGGCGUAUGUGUACAAAAUGUGAGUUUAUGUCAAUAUAUUCGUGUAUGUACUUUUUUCUAAAUAAUCUUAAUCAUUUUUAAUAAUCUCUUUCUCAGAUAAAAUCCUUCAUCUAAACCAAUAAUAACUAUGAUAAUAAUGCUAAGCAUGAAUAGCUUUCGUCGUAAUAUUCAAUUGUCUAGUGACGUAGAUAGAACCUCUUCCCCAAUGUCACAGUGAAUUCAUUCAAUCGAAUCAUUCAUUUCAAUAUUUCAUGUAUGGAUUAUAUAUAUAAUAAAAAUUAAAUCUGGAUUAUUCAAGUGGUCGUCAUGGAAAAAUGUUUUGCAAUUGCAAACAUUAUUGAUGAGUGAAGUAAGUAACUUUGCCCUAGUGUGAAAAACAUAUCGUGUAUAUAAAUGCACAGCUUAGAUAAUUACAAAUCGUAUUUAUUGUUAUAAGAUUAUUAACUGAUAGUGUUCGAUUACUGGAAAAUGCAUAAACUACAAUAAGUGUCUUGCCUUCAUGUAUUUUAAUACGUAAGUAUAACUUGUCAGAACUUCAACACGGAAAAAUUUCUUUAUUCAAAUUUUCUUACGCAUUCAUUUGUAAAUCUGUUCUAGUUCAAUACGAAUAACAUUUAUUAUCCCCAAAUUUUUACUGCAUAAUAUAAAGAAUCGUUAAAAGCCUUUAUUCGAGUUCGAUUUAAAUUUGGAACAUUUAUUUUGAAAACAAGAAAAAUUAUAAAAUUUCAUAAACUGGUCCUCUUAUAAUUAGAAUUCGCUUUCCUGAGUGUGAACUAAUCUUACGAUUUACAUUAGAUUUUUACAUUAUGCGCAAAAUUUGUACGAAAUUCACAUUUCUUAUUGUUCACAUGACAUAGAGUGUAAAGACAUGCACGUAUAUAUAGAAUAUUUAUAUUUAUUCUCAUGUACAAAUGGACGCAAGAAGUCAAGAACAUAUUUCAAUAUCUAUAUUCUCGUAAAAAUUGAAAUGUCAGCCAGGAAGUUCAUGUCUAGUUCAGCCAGGUUCAUCCAGAAGCCUCUAGUGCCAUCUCUGGUUAACAUAGACAUUUUUUCCUUUGUCUACAUCUAUUUAUGCUUUCUCAAAAUUCUCAGGAUGUCAUUGAAAAUUGCUCUUUCUAUUUUUUUGGCUUUCAUUCCAGUCAUUUAUGUUCACAGGAAAUUUGCUUAACGAAUUUUCAAAAUUUUUUUAAUCGUUUAAUUUGAUCUUGGUUGUCUAUCUUGAACGUGUCUCGUGAUCACAAUCCUUGCAUGGGCAAUACACGUGCAAAUUUCAAUCCAACACAGUUUCUUCCUGAAAAUCUUGAUGUGUUAAAUGCGAUUUUGUCUGCAAAUUUUAUUAUUGACAUUUUACCUUCGAUUGUUGAAUUAUUCUCACAUGAAUAAUCAAAGAUUUAAAUGAAUUUUUAAAAGUUGAUUACGCGCUUACUCGUCUAAAACGUUAUCCGAGCCCAUUACGAAAUAAAGAUCAGCAGACAAUAUUAGCGACAAUUUAAUUGAAGUUUAAGAACCGAAAUCUUUAAUUAACUCAAAUUGUUUUGCUCCUCUCCUCAAGUUUAUCCGCCGAGUUUAAGUGUUAAAUAUUACGAUUACGCGCUGAUUAUAAAAUUUUCAUGCUAACUUUCGAUACACUCAAGUUCGAAUCUUUCUUGGUUUUUUAUUCAUACAACCUGAGGUCUGAAAGUUUACUGGCCCAAAAUAAGUUAAAACGUUACAUUCCUUCUGAGUUCUAAAAUAAUCUUGUAAGUUUCACAACAGAUAAAGGGAUAAUGAUAUUACUCAAUGCAGAGCUCAUUACGUGCAGUGCAGAACUUAUCGCGGGCAAUGCAAAGCUUCUUACGUGCAGUUAAUAUAUCGCUCCUUCAGUGCAGUGCAAAGCUCACGGGCUAUACAGAGUAAUAACGUGCAGUGUAGAGCUCAUUACGUGCACGACGGAGUAAUUACGUGCAGUGUAGAGCUCAUUACGUGCACGGCAGAGUACUUACGUGCAGUGUAGAGCUAAUUACGUGCACGGCAGAGUUCUUACGUGCAGUGUAGAGCUCAUGACGUGCCCGGCAGUUUACUUACGUGCAAUACAAUGCCACGUGACACCCAACAUAUGAUGUGCAUACGAAUAUUCUACUAUAUUUCAGCAGGUGAGCCAAUUUUUCUAGUGUCUAGGACUGGAUGCAUAUAAGUAGCGUUUUCCUGUAUCGUGAUUUUUUUGUAUAAAUAUCAUGUGUACGUGGUCAAUAGAUCCACUAUA